Malaya genurostris is the source of this 698-nucleotide messenger RNA. RefSeq lists its product as uncharacterized. The record is from RefSeq and is a predicted model, not a curated record. The transcript is spliced from 2 exons. Bases 161 to 310 code for a protein of 49 amino acids. Lineage: Eukaryota; Metazoa; Arthropoda; Insecta; Diptera; Culicidae.
AAGCCCGCAACUUCAGAUUUACCAAAUAGAGUAUAUAUAGGACCUACAUGUUGGACGGCAGGUAUCAUUCCAGAAGUGUCCGGAGUCCGCAGUGCUAAAAAAUUUUUGGUUUAUUUUUUAUCGAUUUUUCUGGUGAGGUAGUGAAAAGAUUUUGGUGUCAAUGUUAUUGGUAAAAUCGGAUGCAUCUUUGAAAUUCAUUCCGUCCGUAAGGCUGAUCAACAAUCUAAGCCUGCGCAAAGGAAGCCGCACAGGAAACUCGGGCAAUCCGCUGGAAUUUCAAGUACUCACCCAAAUUCAAUACGUACCCUGACAAGCUUACAACUGAGUGCCAGCAACACCCAUUCAGUAAACUGAACACACGCAUACUCCCAACCAUGGUUCAAGAUAAAUCGAAAACCCGUACCAUCGGAGGCAACGGUAUUAACCGUCAGCCCGAAAAAACAUCGGCCAAUUUCAAAGGAAUUCAAAAUAUGAAAAUGCCCUCCCCCAUUGGGUCUACAUUUGGCAAUUCUAAGAAGGACGACCACAUCAACUCGAAUAACUCAAGUGCAGUAUGGGGUCCACACUUCAAAAAUCGAGAUCAUUUCAUCAGCAUGCACUUUUCCUAAAUUUUUCGAAGUCGAAUUAUUAAUUGGCAUUGUAAUAAGAUGUAUUGACCACAUGAAUAUUUAAUCUCAAUAAAAUUGUUUGAUUGGAAA